CAGAGUGCCUACACCGGACGUGGACGCCAGAGCCCUCAGGGUAGUUCGGAUAGAAUCUAGCAUGAGACAGAGUCAAACAACGUUGUCAGCAGAAACUUUACUGUGAGCAUAGGUCGAGACUCUGGGUCUGGCUUGUACUGGGAGCACCUCGCACGCAGACCCAGCAGAAGUAACCCUUGGCGCGGACAGCGCAACGCCAGCAUCCAAGCAAAACUCCGAGCCAGAGGCAGAGGCAAACAUCUGGUGGGGUAUACCAGCAGCCGGACCCAAGAACCUAGGACAAGAUAGAAGCUGGAACCAAGAGCCAGACGGUAGAACUCGACGCCGAUGCCGACGGUCAGCCCGAAGUCUUUGCUCUCUUGCAGUACCCAAUCGCCCGUGCACUUCUGUCCGCGCACCUCACGUCACGCACUCCGCACGUCCCCCCCCUCCCCCGAGCUACUUCUUUGCCCAGGUGUGACCACGACCAUGACAACGACGACCACAAAGAUCCCACUAUAGAAUUAGUGCUAACUUCAGUUAUAUAACUGCUCGUGCCUCUUCUGCGUUGCCUCAGCUCGUCUACCCAACGCUAGCCUCCCACACCUCCUACAAGUGAAAAAAGAAGGCGCCUGCCACGAGUGUGUUCGCCCGUGCUAAUGUGUGACUGGCAACGAUGCAAAAGAGAGAGUGAUGUAGUAUCUAGUGGUCAAGCGCAGCGCACGUAUGACUCAACUGGAUAUAUAGUAGACAGCCGACGUCACAACGUAAGACCCUGGGCUCGUCGCAAUCCUCACAGGGACAAGUAAUGAGUUGGCUUCCCAUGAAUGCUUCAAGACACCCAGAGUACGCUGAUUUUCACCGAAGAUUGCGUACUUUCACUGGCUUUCCCCAAACUUGUACUGGUGUUUUUGCACAUGCUGCUCUCGCCGAUGCAGGGCUAUUCUUCACAGGCACAAACGAUGAGACUGUGUGUUUCCACUGCGGCGGAAAGCUUCUAGGUUGGCAACCCGCUCAUGAUCCGUACAAUGAGCACGCUAGGGUGUAUCCCAGCUGCGAGUUCAUCCAGACGAAGCUGUGUGAGAGAUCUCUUGAAAACCGUUUACCACAUCGGGACGAUGACGUUAGCGAACCAAUGACAGAAGGUGAUGAUGGAGGGUACUACAGCAUCCACUCACGCAGUGAUGCCAGUAUUCCAAUAAGGAACCAUCACGAAGGUACUCGUGGGCUACAAACCGUUACCGAAGAUACUACAAUGCAUGCACAACAGUCACCGUUUCGUGCACCAGACGUGUGCGGUUAUAAUAACGCAGCGCCCGAGCCUGGAGGGAACGUGCACAGAAAGAACCGAUACACUGUACCACAUUCGAGGCCUGCUUUCCCGCACUACGCCACAUUAGCGAGCAGGGAAGAUUCUUUCCUCACCUACCCCAGUGGUGCAAAAGGAAACCGAGAAAAGAUGGCAAAAUCUGGCUUUUUCUACACAGGAAUUCAGGACCGUACAACAUGUUUCCAGUGCGGUAACUCCCUCUGUAGUUGGGUCGACGAAGACGAUCCUUUGGUUGAACACGCCAGAUGGUUCCCGGACUGCUCAUACGUUGAACUUAAGCUCGGCGAGGAGGCAAUCAGCAACGUCGUAGAAACCCAUAGAAACCUCCUCGCAGAGCGGCAAGCAAGAGAACAGAGUCUGAGUGACCACCUAACAGAACCCAUUUUGCGGGACCUCAUGCGGGCACCGUUGGUUCAUCGCCUUCUGCAGCAAAGUAUCGACCCUAGCAUCAUGGAGUUGGCCAUCCGAAAAAGGCUGAAUGACACAGGGAUGAUCGACGUGCUGGAGGAACGAGACUUGCGGAGUGCUCUGGCAGACGUCGUUUCUUUGCCAGAGAACGUCAAGGCAAAGGAAGUCUCCCUGACAGAGACCGGAAAUUUGAGCAAGUGCGUCAUUUGCACAACCGCCUACCGGAACUGCAUCUUUCUUCCUUGCAGUCAUCUUGUCACUUGUACAGAUUGCGCAGCACAGUGCCCUGCUUGCCCCACUUGCAAACGGCAGGUCGCCACACGAAGGAAUGUCUUCUUGGCCUGAAGCAGUUGUUCUCCGUGUCACUGCAUUUGAAACUGUUGUGAUUUGGUGACUUGUGUGAAACAAACUGUUGUGAUUUGGUAACACGUGAUUCCUCCCGUCAGGGUGAGCUAAGUCACCACUGAAAGCCCAGCGCAAAUCCAGUGAAGUAUACUAGGAGAAAAAAGAUAGCCGGAGCUCUUCUGGCUGCACGUAUAGCAUAUGUUUGUAAGUCAAACGUCGCCAUGCCAGUACUAGACAGCUGUUUCAGCCUUCUUGGGCGUCAUCAGCAGUACGCAGGCAUACAACGUUUGCCCUUGUCCUGUAGAAGAACUGUCUCCACUUCUGAUCCUUAUUGAAUAUCUGAUCGUAUGAGUCAGGUGUUUCCGGAACCACCCCGCGUUACUUAUCGCCGAGCAAGGAACAUCCCUACGAUGUGCCGAUGAGAGCCAGCAAGCUCGAAACGGCGGUCCACAGCUGGGAUUGUGGCACGCUUAACUUGUAACCAUAUGCGUCACGUGCAGCCAAGGAGCAUUCGCUCAUUUUCAUAUUUGUAUAUAUAUGUGUAUAUAUAUGCAGGGUGUUGAUCUCGUUGGUCGAGCUCAGUUUUGUCAUUUUAUGGCCAACCGUCGGGAUAAAGAAUGUUUCCAAGGUUUUACGGUUAUCACAGUGAGUGUAUUUUUGCUACUUAUUUCUGAUAGCCUGUUUAUGAAAUGUUUUUGAGAAAUGACAUGCAUCUGCGAACAUUUCCCAAUAGGGAAUUAUAUGUCUUCUACGUCGCCAUUAGCGAGCGAAUCCACGAAACACUGAAUAUGUUUAUCUGGCAGUCGGACUGCUUUGACUCGGGAAUUUCCCAAAAAUCACUGUAAAGAAACGUGUCGUUGAUUUGUUCAUAUUCUUUACAUUUAUUGCUGUAUAUAACGCUUGCAUGUUGUACACUACUGAGAUGUUUGCAUUGUCCAGUUUGGUAACUGUGUUUGAGGGGUGACAUAUAAAGUUAACUCUGUUGGUGAAUGCGUGAAUCUUUUCUUAAACAAGUAAUUACUAGAUGCAAUUGGAGUAGUUGUAGUUGGUCACUGUAUAAAUAAGUGUAAAUUGUUUUUCGACUAAUAACUUCUGGCUGCGACCCUGUCUUUCGUCACGAGGUGCGUGUACGACCCGUGAGUCCUGACCUUGGAUCAUGCAGUCACUAACAGGCAUAAGCUGAACGAGAGCUAAAGUAUUGUACACGUCCCCUAUUGUAUUGUAUUGUAUUGAGUCCCCUAUUAUAGUCAGGCUAGUGAAUUUCACACAUAUGUUGAAAUGCUGUGGCUAUUAGCUACCACUUGAUGGUGUUGCAAGGGCUGUUUCACUGCACUAGAGGUGAUACCUGCCUACAAAACGACUCUCCGUGUUGUGUACUUCUGCCUACGUUAUACACUGGGGUAGGUUUGACGAUCAUUCGUGGCGUAAUAGUCGCCUGACGACUAAGAUCAUGAACGGCACUCAAUGACCGGGGUCUGCCAGAGCGCAGGCUUUAUCCCACAUAGUUUUCCCUCCUUCCUGUUUUCUCCUGGUUCCUUCGAGAACGUUAGGUCUGUAGAUUGGAGGAGGGAGGAGGAGGAGUGUCGUUGGGAGGAACUCGAGAGGUCUGCCUGCCUGAUUAGGCGGCAUGUUUCUCGGGAAGGGAAGGGUGGUGGAGAGGAGGAGAGGAAAGGGUGAAAUGGAAGACCGAGCGGAAUCCGCUCGGGGGGAGGAUAGCUGCGUCCAUGGGCCGACUUCAGGGGAACUGUGCCGGCAUACGCCUAUUACACAUCUGAGGGAAACCCAGGAAAAACCCCAGACGGCACAGCCGGCCCGCGGAUUCGAACCGCGGACCUCCCAGUCUCCAAGCGCACGCGUUACCGCUGCGCCACCGGAGCUGGUGGUCUGUAGAUUAGUUUCUCCAACUGGAGCAUUUCGUUGACGUUAUACUUAAAUCUGUGGGCAACGUAUUUAAAGAGACUAUGGGAUAUUCCGAACACACAUGUAAAAUGCUCACUGAAAGCGGUUCUUCCCGGUAGGAGACUAUUCCGCUAGAAACGUGAAAUUGCGCCUUCGCACCUCUUCUCCCCUUUACUCCCCUCGCUUCUUUACCACUAAGGCGUUCGAGGGUCUGAACUGUUUCUGUAGCCGGCAUAAAACACAGCACAGCACACAAGCAAAAAAAACAAUCAACCAGAAUGCUGUCUGGACUUGCCACCAGCAAGAGUUAAUUGCGUUCUCCCACCGUCGACACAGCCGUGUGUACUUCGGAAAUAAGAAAAAUGUGACACUACACCCAAGCGCGACGGAGUGCAGUCAUAAAUACAGCAGGGCCAUUCCAGCCGAAACAAGCCAGAGGUGUAGCUGGACCCUAUUAGAUUUCGCUGAAAACAAUUGUACGCAUUCCGUUACGGGCAGGUCCCCCAAGGUCGCCAUUUUCCCAUGUAUUUGUUCCUAUCCCGAUGCGUGCAAUGCCGGAGGCCGCCCUUAGAUACGCCAUUGUUACCAGACGUUGGCUUGCGUUUGAUUGUAGCGCGCUAAAGAUCCAGUUGAAGCACAAUCCAAGCCAGGCCAAGUCACCGAAAGAGAAAUGGACGACUGCGCCUGCGGCACCUGGUACGACAGGUACGCUAUGUGAUGCACGCAGCCGUGCACUAGAUCCUUCCCGAUUGCUCAACACGUUUAAAAACGGGACCAAAAAGUGAAACACGACAUAGAAAGUUGUUAUACGCGUUUUAUUUGGACGUAUAAAGACGAGAUUCAUUCGCAGAAGCAACAAAAACAUUUUGCCGCUAAACUUAGCGCGCUGAAGUGAUCCGGAACGGCAACAGUGGGGUAUCUAGUGGCGGCCUUCUUCGUUGCACGCUUUUCCGAGGUGAGUUUGGGGCACCUGGUUACGGGUGUGUAUGCAGGAUAUAAACUUUUUUGUGUAUUCCACAAAGGCACAUUUGUUUUACUUCCUGGAAGACCUCAACUAACGAAUGAGCUGCAGCGGAGUAUGAUGAGGGAAAAAAAUCUUUUUUCUCGUUUAAGGAAAAAUACACCUGUAGAUUUUCAAUAUGUUAUAGGAGACGACUUGUUCUACAAAUGGCACGAUUGUUACAUUUCCUAGACGACCUCAGAUAUGGGAAAAUAAUAUCUGAACAGUGUCAUUUUAUACGAAUGGUCGAUAUUCUCGAUUGUAUAAUUAAGCAAUGAACACAGGUCAGCUUCAAAUUUUUAUGUGAAGAUAAUCUUUGUACAGUAUUUCAUGAGCGUAAAUAAUCUCGAGAUCCUGCGAGAAUACUAACUCGCCGAAAAUUAAUCGUGAACUUGGGCCAAAACGCGCUCCGUUCUUAAACUCUCACCACGUCACCAGAUUCGUUCUCGUUCCAUAUGCACUUGGGCUCAAUCUUGAUUUGCACAUAGCGAUCGUAUAGCUAUUUUUCAAAAUUUGCGCGCUCAUUCCGUCACGCGCAGUGGCCGUCAACCGGGGAGCACGAGCGUUUAGCGAGCGUUACGGGAUAGCGAAAAGUUCAAAAUCUAGCCAUUGGGGAAGGUAGAUCGACCCUUCUUCUCUAACACCAGGCAAAGAAAGCGCGGAAAUGUCGUCUGUAUGUGUCAGAGGGACGCGUGGAACAGACAACACUUUUUCAGGUUUGGGCUAAGUUCGAGGCGCGCCCAAUGCUCAAGAAAACGAAAUCUUGAGAAAAAAGUUUAUAUCCUACACACACACCCCUACAGGAAUGCAUACAAUUACACAAUUUUUUUUCAGCAAAAUCUAAGCUGGUCGAGCUAUACCUCUGGCUGGUUUGGCUGGAAUGGCCCAGCAGGGAUUUAACACGCUAUCGCUUAGCAAAACGGGAAACACACGAAACGUGCGUCGCAUUCCCCACUGCUUACCGUUCUGUCGUUCGCACGUGGAAUCGACAGGGGCUUCGGCGAAUGGGAGAGCAGCACGUCGCCGUACACGUCAUUUUACACCUUCGCCCUCCUCUGUUGCGCAGAAAACCAAACCACUUGCGGAGCGUGUGGGCUAUACCGAUAAUCAUCUCAUGGCGAGAGCGAUAAGUCGAGACGCGGGACGUGCGGCGUCGCAAAAAGAAAGAAAGAUAAAAAAAGGCGUUCGUCUCAGUAUUGACGAGGCACACGACGUUGCAGACUGGCAGCCGAGACCCAAGCAGCACAAUGUACUGAAAGUCGAGUGCAAUAGGGGUGGGCGGUAUGUGUCUUAUCAGUGUUCCUUGGUUUCACGCGUCUGUUCAAGGCCUUCCAUCUAUUCGUCCAUCCCUAUUGCACUCGACUUUCGGUACAUUGUGCUGCUUGGGGAGGAGCAGGUGUUCUGACGCCCCCCUCUUGAAGCACCUCUUGCGCUCCAGGAUUACGAGCAACACCCGCACUUUUUGCGCAAAUGUGUGUCCCAGAACUUGUAAUCCUAAUUUCUGGCUCUCCCGACAUCUUUGUUCUCUUGUCUUUCCAUACUCCUUUAAUUGGAAUGCGGCCUAACUCAAAGAAAAAGGGACCGAAAAUAGGGAAAUGGCACGAGCGCAUGUCAUUUUCCUGAAAAUGUCGGUAGCGUGCCAUUCUCUCCUUUCCACACAUGCCACAAUUCGUUGUCAGGAAAGCUGAAAUUUAUUAUCGCGAAUUCCCGGAAUUUUGGCUCAGCGGAAUUCCGAGAUUUUGGGACGUCAAAAUAUGCCUGGUUCCCGGGAUUUCGUUAAUGGCCCUUAUGAAAAUGAUUUUCCACUUUCUAUACAAUUCCAAUGGAUAAUCUAUCUCCUCUAUCCAGUUCCAAGACACUAGAUAGAAAGUUCAUUGAGAGUGGAUAGGUACUGUAUCUGUCAUAUUCUAUAGAUUUUCUAUACCAACAUCGCAAACAUAGUUCUUUCCAUUCUGAAUCUGUUCUGUAUACAUAUAAGCGAGUUCAUCAGUAAGUCUGGAUUUUGGGCCACGGUACAGUAUGACUUCAUGCAUAUUGUAUAAUAUUGUUAAUUACUCAACUGAUAAUUACACAGCAUAACUAUGAAUUGUAAUGAGCAGAAUUAUACUGUUUAUUAAUCAUUAUUAGGAAUAUACACUAUUUUAUCAAUUAAAUAGCAGAAUUUUUAACUGCGAUUAACUCUUAUGAAUUGUUACUAUUGUUUAUGGAAUAAAGCUGAUGAUGAUAA
Messenger RNA from Ornithodoros turicata, 7188 nucleotides. RefSeq names its product baculoviral IAP repeat-containing protein 3-like. Lineage: Eukaryota; Metazoa; Arthropoda; Arachnida; Ixodida; Argasidae. Gene Ontology annotation, molecular function: cysteine-type endopeptidase inhibitor activity involved in apoptotic process; ubiquitin protein ligase activity. The coding region runs from base 788 to 2062 and encodes 424 amino acids. The record is from RefSeq and is a predicted model, not a curated record. Gene Ontology annotation, cellular component: nucleus; cytoplasm. Gene Ontology annotation, biological process: regulation of cell cycle; negative regulation of apoptotic process; positive regulation of protein ubiquitination. The transcript has 11 exons.